AACGCAAUCUUAUUUGCUUCCUUCUCUGAAAUUUGUAACUUUCAGUUCUCAGUUAUGGAAACUAGCAGCGCGCUUCAAUACAUCGAACGAUGUUUACUCGAUGAAUUUUAUCCGCCGGAACUGGAGAGUUUUUCGCCUGAAAAUCAAUGGAAAGAGGCAUCAAAACCCGAGGUUUCCACCUCUCAAUCUCAGUCUUUCUACUCUCAAACUUCCAGCUCCGGUUCCUGUGUAACGGUAUCCAAUUUUAAUUCCGUCGACGGUGAUGAUUUCUUUAACUUCUCUCCCAAAUUCCCAGGCUUCGAAUUUGAAUCGAGACCUCAAUCGGUCGAUCUCACAACGCCUAAGCCCUUCUCUUCCAAUGCCAAUGCCUUUGGAUUUCAAGUUAAACCUCAAAUCGCUAAAAUCUCCGCCGUGAAACCCCAAGCUUCUUCGAAUUCGAGUUCCAAUUCUCGGAAUCGAAAACCGUCGCUGAAAAUCUCGUUACCUCACAAAGUGGAGUGGAUUCAUUUCGGUAAACCGGAUUUAACCAACGCGGUGCCAGAGAAUUCAAAUUCCGAAGAAAAAAACAAGCAUUACAGAGGCGUCCGACAAAGGCCGUGGGGGAAGUUCGCAGCCGAAAUCCGAGAUCCGACCCGAAAAGGUGCACGGGUCUGGCUGGGAACCUUUGAUACCGCCAUAGAAGCUGCCAAGGCUUACGACAGAGCCGCUUUUAAGCUACGUGGAUCGAAAGCGAUUCUUAACUUCCCACUCGAAGCUGGGAGGUUGAAUGUAACCGCCAUCGACGGAGAGAAGAAACGGAGCAGAGACGAAGACGGCGCUGGGGAAGAAAGUCGAGUAAAGGCAGUGAAAAAUGAAAACGACGACGUGACGAAAGCAAGAGAUAACGGUGAUGAGCCUUUGACGCCGUCAAACUGGGCGUCAUUCUUGGAUUUGGAUAACGACGCGAAGGGGAUUUUUAACAUGCCACUGUUAUCGCCGCUAUCUCCACACCCGGCAUUGGGCUUUCCCCUACUUAUGGUCAUCUAAAUAAUGCCGAUAGUUGAUAAUGUACAUAAAUCGUUCCAUUAUCUAUAAUGCUUUCGUUGUUCAUCUUAA
This is a messenger RNA of Hibiscus syriacus, 1095 nucleotides long. Its product is annotated as ethylene-responsive transcription factor 5-like. The coding region runs from base 55 to 1026 and encodes 323 amino acids. Gene Ontology annotation, biological process: regulation of DNA-templated transcription; ethylene-activated signaling pathway. NCBI's taxonomy places the organism in Eukaryota, Viridiplantae, Streptophyta, Magnoliopsida, Malvales, Malvaceae. The record is from RefSeq and is a predicted model, not a curated record. Gene Ontology annotation, molecular function: DNA binding; DNA-binding transcription factor activity. The transcript has a single exon.